Asterias rubens (European starfish) is the source of this 3699-nucleotide messenger RNA. RefSeq lists its product as uncharacterized. Gene Ontology annotation, biological process: G protein-coupled receptor signaling pathway; cell surface receptor signaling pathway. NCBI's taxonomy places the organism in Eukaryota, Metazoa, Echinodermata, Asteroidea, Forcipulatida, Asteriidae. The record is from RefSeq and is a predicted model, not a curated record. Bases 21 to 3386 code for a protein of 1121 amino acids. Gene Ontology annotation, cellular component: membrane. The transcript has 5 exons. Gene Ontology annotation, molecular function: G protein-coupled receptor activity.
GCAACCAAGCUCCAAUCAACAUGUACACAGUCCCAUUGCAACUCACGGUCUUCGGGAUUCUGCUGAGUCUCAGAUAUGGAGAAACGCAACCCAUUUCGGCUGGAGGAAACAUUGAUUUCCUGGACUUCCAACUUGUUAAUGGAAGCGCCCCCAACGAGGGACGAGUCCUUGUUCGUUGGUCGCGCGAUUCGCCAUGGACUGCUCUAUGUUACGACCAGUAUUUGGACGAAACUGUCAACUUUCAGAUCUGCAGGGGACUUGGUUUCCCGUUUGCUUGCAGUCACAGUCGAUCAGGACCACUGCGCACUGAUGACGCGUCCCUAGGGAACAUAGAAAGUUCGGCGUUUUUGGUUAGUUGUUAUGCCAAUGAUAUGGACUUCCGUGUAGGGGGGUGUGGACUGGAACCAUUGCCCUUGUCUCCACCGCUAGUCGGACCGCUUUGCACGCACGAAGAUGACAUGUGGCUUACAUGUGGAUAUGCAGGAAUGCCAGACUUCGAACUUCGUCUCGUCGACAGCUCAUCAGGUACCGCCGAUGAUAACAAGCUACUUCAGGGUCGAUGUGGCGCAAAACACGAAUGGGGAGCCAUUUGUAACAACUUUUUCCUCAGCCUAAAAGAAGGAGCCGUGGCCUGCAGGGAGCUUGGAUUCUCUGACUUUGCCAUAGGACAAGGGAGUGUUGGCUUGAGGGAGGUGAACAGUCAAUACAGUACAAACUACACGCUGUUUGAAGACAUGGGUUGCCGAGGGAAUGAGACGAGCCUUACGGAAUGCGAACAUUACUCGCUCCAAGGGUGCCGUGGUUACAUCACUCUGUCUUGUUUUAAUGAAACAAAGGAGUACGAUGAUGUUGCGUAUCUGUGUGGUUCUAAGCAGUUAUGCAACGAGCAGUGUGGCGGUAGAUGCAACCAUUUGGGCACUGCUGUUUUCCACUAUUGCCAGUGUGAUGAUCUCUGUGUACUGUUUGACGACUGCUGCUAUGACCACUCCCAGAGCUGUGACCCGGGGGUGCCACUCCUAGCACAAGCAGAGUUCACAGCGGACAAUUUCAAAUGCGUUUGGCUACCAGGGAGUGAGUUUACAAACAUAGGGUACGUAAUUGUCAGCCAAUGUCCGGCUGGUUGGACUGACGAGGGCACCCGCGACUUGUGUGAGGGACCAGUGGAUAGUGCUGACGUCAUCAGGUCGCUACCAGUAUACGACGAGCAGAACGUGGAUUUCAAGAAUAUAUAUUGUGCAUUGUGCAAUGGGAGAUCUUUUGAUAGGUUGCAGAGGUGGGAUGUGUCCGCAACUGACAGUGUGAACUUCUCAUCCGGAGGGCAGUAUUACCCAGGCCUCAAUCAGUCCCUACCGACAAAGGGAUGGCUAGUUACGCCGCCUAGUGGCCACUUGGUUGUAAGAGAGUGUUCAGCACACCUCGUGGAUACUUGCCUUUCUGAAUUCCGCGGAAGCGAGAUCGAGAAAGCCUGUUCAGCUUAUUAUGCACCUAUAAGAGUUGACAACACUGAAACUAGAUACCGGAAUCCGCACUGUGCAAUGUGUCACGGACAAACUGUCGAGCCACAGAACUCUUGCUUGGAACAAGUUUGCCCAGUAACCUGCGAACCAAGUCCUUUUGGACCAUGUAGCAGUGUUUGCAGUCCGUACGACGAUUUCUUGACGAUUGAGACUUUGUUCUCACUGACAGCCAACUCAUUGGAUGGUUCCCAAUGCUCCGACGGUCAGAUCUUUGACCCCUUCUUGUUGAAGUGUCGCGUUCUUACUUGUGCCACUGGGUAUCACAUUCGUGGUGACACGUGUGUAGCAGUGCCUUCAGUUUCACCGUUUCCUGAAAACACAAAUACAUCUGUGGCGAUGUGCCUGUCGGAUCUUUGGUCAGAAAACAACGACACUGGAAAGGAUGUGUUCGCGACUGCUCAAAUUUAUUCACAGAUUGACCCAAACACGUCUGUAUCAUAUAUGUUUGUUUUGGUGAAGUCAGCUCAAGAAGCUCUCCAAUUCGAAAAGGCUUUCGAAAUUGUUGUGAAAGCUCCACAGAACAACACAGCAACCCUCGGUUCACAAUUACUUUGUAACAUUCACCAGCUUUUCAUCGUAUUGCCGUUUACUUUCAACGAAUCAAGUGUCUGCAAUAACAACACACUUGAGAUACUACCAGACUACGGAAAUGAAAGCCUACUAAUUGUAACACAAUUUCUGAAUGCAUCCACUGAGGCAAAGUAUACGAAAACAAAGGUAUCAUCAACUUGUCUUCAAAUCGGAGAGCUGAAUUGUUCAUCUCUUCUAGUCCUGCCGGAUGCUGAAUACCAAGUAACAAAAGAUGCAGGUAUACAUGUAGUCGCAACUGAUCAAAGUAUCUCCACAUCCGAAUAUGUUCUCCUUGAAGAUGGUAAAGCUGUUGUUUGUUCAUACAUAGCACCAGCUGAGGAAGGAUUGGAACCACGGAUUAGACGAGCCAUUUCUUUUGUUGGAAGCUGCCUGUCUCUCUUUGCUUUGUUCGCUACGUUUGUGACAUACUGCGUUUUUUCGGAACUCCGGAAUAUGGCGGGAAAGUGUACAAUGAAUCUUGCUGCUGCGUUAUUCACCGCCAUUCUGUUGUUUCUGCUCGCCGGUGUCCUUAACCAGGAUCACGGUGCCUGCGUAUUUGGAGCAGUCGUAGCGCACUUCGCCUGGCUAGCAGCUUUCUGUUGGAUGACGGUGCUCUCGUUCAACGUAGCUCGCACGAUAAGCUCAAUGGUACCGCGACGUGGUAAGAACAUCGGACUAGACUGGGCGUUUAUCCUUUACAUGAGCCUCGCUUGGGGUUUACCUUUCAUCAUCAUCAUCAUUUGCCUGAUCCUGCACUUCUGCAACUGUGCAAGUGCGGACUUGAUCUACGCCCACGAUGAUAUUUGCUGGAUCACUGAUACCACGGCUCGCGUCGUCGCCUUUGUGGUACCGGUUUCGGCGAGUCUGUUCAUAUCCACAUGUCUGUUCAUCUUCACUAUAGUAUAUCUUCGCAGAACAAGGCAAUCAACUCGAGCAGCUCGAAGGCAAGGAACUGUCGACGCAGCCCGUGAGGAACUUUCCAUCUAUGCAAAGCUUUGCUGCAUCGUUGGCCUCACAUGGCUCUUUGGUUUCUUGAGUCAAUCUUUAACGGGUAUCAUCCCCUUCUCCUACAUCUACCUCAUCCUCAACUAUCUCCAAGGAGUCUUCAUCUUCUUUGCCUUCUGUUUCAACCAGAAAGUCCGGGGUCUCUGGGCAGAGAAACUCAGUGUGCAACGAUUUGCUGAAAGCAAAGCAGUGCCGUCCCGACUGAGAAAAAGCUUAAUGAAGAAAUCAACGGAGAACACUGCGCUUGCAUCAAGUACUGUUGUUAGUUCUAAUACUGUUGAUAGUAUGCUUUGAAUUAGUCUGGUCCCCUGCUUUUCCUCCGCGAAAGGAUAGGCCGUAUAUGAAUUGUCUUCUUACAGCUACAGCUACGGCUGUUGCUAAGGGUGUUGCCAAGGGUGUCCUAUACCUCAACGCAUGAUGGAGCGUUGUAGCCAUUUAGCUGUAGCCGCUUUUUUGGAUACGACCAUAAAUACAUAAACUGGUGUAUAAAACACCAACCAGCGGGUACGGUAAGAUUCAUUUGAUGGGAAUAUGGAGGUAGGAGUUCAUUUGAUGAAAAUAACAAAUACACGUGGACUACCAGACCAUCGAGGUUAUCACAAUGUAA